Neurospora hispaniola is the source of this 2506-nucleotide messenger RNA. RefSeq names its product heterokaryon incompatibility protein-domain-containing protein. The coding region runs from base 187 to 2481 and encodes 764 amino acids. The record is from RefSeq and is a predicted model, not a curated record. The transcript has 2 exons. NCBI's taxonomy places the organism in Eukaryota, Fungi, Ascomycota, Sordariomycetes, Sordariales, Sordariaceae.
CCAGGCCGGUGAUGAUGUCGUCAGCAACACGGCGCCGUUGCCAAUUGGGUGCCUUGGCUCUACCACAUUAGUGCUUACGACGUUACCACUGCCAGCUCAGAAAACGCAGCCAAAGGGACCUCCUCCAACGACUUGGACAAACCACCUUUCGCUUCACUUUCUCACCAACACAGCACGUUCCAAACCAUGGACAAUAACUCUCCAGCUCUGCAACCCCAGGCUGUGCCUUGGUCACUGUCGACAUGGUGGGAAGAGUCACCUUCCUCAAGCAACACGCUGAUAUCCCGCGCGCCUCUUCCAGACACGAGAUGCGAACAGUGCGAGGCGGCUAUGAACAGCAAACCGAGGCAUCUUUACCCCAAGGCUGUCUUAAGAGUUGCGCGUGCAUCUCCUGAUACCUGCUGGCAAUGCCGCAUUCUUCUGGCACUGGCUGAAAGGAGGCUGGGAAGACUCCUGGGCAAUGACGAAGUGCUUGAAGCCAGGUGUGCGUGGGACAAUCGUCACAAGAUUAUGAUCCUUUAUCUUGGCACUGGAGGUGGAGAGGACGACCGACUUGUCAGUAUCUCUUCGCUUGAUGCUCUUCCAUGUCCCUGGAACACCUUCGACGCCAGACAGCAUACCUCUUCUGUCGCCCCUGCGCUAGCCUCCCACUCUUAUAAGGUAGCCUCCUCCUGGCUCAAAACAUGCGUGACCGACCACCCGGGUUGUCCUGGCAUGGAAGAAACUCUACUCCCGCGCCGAGUCAUCCACAUCGGCGCCAACCAUACCGACAUCCGUCUCGUUGAACACAACUCACCAACUCUGGGCCGGUACAGCUGCCUCAGCCACUGCUGGGGAGGAGCGCAACCGCUAAUUACCACCACCCACAACAUCGCGCAACACCUAGAGCGAAUCGAGUGGAACAGCAUUUCCAAAACCUUUCAAGACGCCAUCAAGUUUACCGCCCAUCUCGGAAUUGCGUACAUCUGGAUUGACUCUCUAUGCAUCAUCCAGGACUCUCCCCAAGACUGGGUAGAGGAGUCGGCCAAGAUGUGUAGCAUCUAUGAGAACGGGCAUCUCACCAUUGCAGCCUCUGCUGCUUCGAAUGGCAGCGGUGGUCUACCAGUUCGCGACUCCUCCGGCUUCGUUCGCCUUAGCGGCACCACAUCCUCUCCUGAAAGCAAACCUUUUGACAUAAUAGGUUACUUCGAGCUAGGCGGCAUAGAGGUACGCGACCACCCCUCCCCAACCAACCGUCGUACGCCUUUGUUUUCCCGUGGUUGGGUCCAUCAAGAAAUGCUCUUGAGUCCGAGGGUGGUUCAUUUUGCCAAGAAAGAGCUGCUGUGGGAGUGUAAGACGGUAGGGACGUGUCAGUGUCCUCAGCCGCCCACAUUUCGAAAAAUCUUCUUCAAGGAGGGGCACUACGAGGCGCUGAAUUCCUCCAGACAGUCUAGCGCUCGAUUAGCAGGCGAUCUGCUGGCUCACCAAUGGCACAAGAUCAUCGAGUCAUAUUCCCGCCUCCAUUUGUCGUUCCCGGGGGACAAAUUUCCUGCUCUAUCUGGGCUCGCCCAACAGAUGAGCAAGAGGCGAGGGCAUGAUGUGCGGUACCUAGCCGGCCUUUGGAGUGACUCCCUCCUGACAGAUUUACUAUGGACUGCGACGUACAGGUAUGUGUGGGGUUUGCACUCAAUUGAUCGUAUCCUACGAGGCAAGCACGAGUGGCGAGCACCCAGCUGGUCCUGGGCUGCUCGUGACGUGCCUGUUAUUUUCCCCCGAAUGGGGGCGGAAAGGAAUGGGUCUACCUGUGAGGCUAACGCACUGUGCAACAUCAUCGGCGCGGAGACUACGCUGGCUACUACGGAUAAAACAGGUCGUAUUUCUGGCGGGCGGCUGGUUGUCCGAGGUAGAUUGUUUGAUGCCAGUCUAUACCGGGACAUUGAACCGUCUGUUUCAAGGGGCGGAUCGGCGGAAACCAAGGCUACCAUCACAUUGAGCGUUCAGGUUCCCGUGAACCUGACAGGCGGCGUCAAGACUUUCAUCUCAUUUGCCUUCGAUCGCGGAACCUGCGUCUACUUCAUGACUCAGGCCGACGCCCAAGGGCUCAAAAACUCGAAGCCUGAUGAACUGGGGAUUUUGGUUAAGGAGGGAUUCAAUCCUGACCCGAUGGCCGAGCUUUUUUCCAUGAAGAGGACUGAUAGUAGGGAAUAUAUGGGGAGUGAUAUCAAGGUAAUGAGGAUAGGAAGGGUGGGGAGGAGGAUGCCUGCUCCUGAUGACAAGAAAUGGUUGGAGGAUAUGGAGUAUGCAUUGGUUUUGCAAGGCAUUGACACUGAACCGACGGACCCUGACGGUGCUGAGGCGGCAAGGACCUACAGGCGGAUCGGCAUCAUUCAUCAAGGUCGUGAGGGUUAUAAGGGGGUGGAGGAUGAGAGGGAGGAUUUCUGGAAGCGUUAUCCGAGUUGCUUCGAGGAGGGCGGGAGAGAGGAGACAAUCACUCUUGUCUAGACUGGUACAGCGCCGCAGCAGAAUG